Molecule: messenger RNA, 1276 nt
Organism: Caenorhabditis auriculariae
Lineage: Eukaryota; Metazoa; Nematoda; Chromadorea; Rhabditida; Rhabditidae
Source: the annotation of a GenBank genome assembly
AUGUGUGCCCACGGGACGACGUUCUUCUCCUUCAUCGUCUUCCUCCUCGCCCAAUGUCAUUGCAAUAGUGCGACGCAACUGGUCUGUCGGAAGCCCCGACCGUCGCUAAUAAUGAGGCAAAAUUAGUGUCGGACGAAUGUGGAAAUCCGUCGUCACCGACACCCGUGCGGAAAUGUCUCAAAUCUAGCGAUCGCAUCUGCGUCUUGGCAGCGUUUUCAGCUUUUUUGCUACCUUCCCAGAAUUCCUUCAUCGUUUUUGAGCUUGGAUAAUUAUGCAAAAAUUUUUGCCUCGUUAAAGUCCAGGCAAAGAACCGUUGAAGUUUCUUUGCCUAGAUGUUAACGAGAAGUUGAAAAUGAAAAAUGCUCGUGUAUGGUUCUCAAAAGGUUUUUCGGUCUGACUUCUUUUCUAGAGGUCUGAAUCGUUACAAAUAGCUAUCAAAAUGUGAAAAAAAAAUUCUUUAACUCAAAACUUAAUUAUCAUAUACCAAAAAUUUUGAAAAAUAAAAAAAAUAUCCUUGCCUUUCUGUUAAUUUCUUCGCAAUAUGUGCAAAUCAAUGUUGAAAAAAGAAAAUUGAAUGGAUGGAUGCCGGAACAGAAGCUGUACGGAGGAGCAUUAAAAUAGAACGAAAUGAAAGAAGAAAAAACAUUUCAAACAUACAAAAGGGAAAACAAAGGAAAGGGUGAUGAGCCAUCGUUUUUCGAAGCGGGCUGGACUUUUAAAACAUUUUUUCCUGGCCGAGGGGUCGACGAAAAGAUUGAAUUAAGUUUCAGAAAGUAACGAGAAAUUUUUUUUUGCAGUUGGGAGUUUCUGAAAAGAUGAAUGCUUUGGAAGUACCAAAGUUUACAGAUACCGAUUAAUAGUCCUUCGAUGUUUUCUUUGGAGAUAAUCUUCCUCUGGUAAAUAUGACCGUGUUCUGAUAGACUUUUCGGUUUACUAAAAAAAAAUAAGAAAGAAGAUCGCGAGUUCUGAACGAUGCGUUUUCAUUGAUUGGCAGCUAAAAAAUUCGGGAAAGAAACUGUUUAAAAACUUGAUGGAGCCAAAAAAAAAUAGGGAAGAAAAAAAACGAGAUGAAAAAGCGAAGGUGGAAGAAGCAAAGGACGUCGAAAUGAGGAGCCAACCGGACUCCCGUACGUAGGUUUUAAUAAAGCAAAUACAGGCACGGAGGGCGCUCUCCCACAGGCAAACACACACGAAUACAGCACUUCUUCAGCCUCUCACUUUUGCGCCGUCGGCCAUUCAGCAGCCAAUCUUCGGACAUCAUUUCUCGCCGCCUUGA